Pomacea canaliculata is the source of this 969-nucleotide messenger RNA. Its product is annotated as protein FAM207A-like. Gene Ontology annotation, biological process: maturation of SSU-rRNA from tricistronic rRNA transcript (SSU-rRNA, 5.8S rRNA, LSU-rRNA). The record is from RefSeq and is a predicted model, not a curated record. Gene Ontology annotation, cellular component: preribosome, small subunit precursor; nucleolus; 90S preribosome. The transcript is spliced from 6 exons. The coding region runs from base 126 to 782 and encodes 218 amino acids. NCBI's taxonomy places the organism in Eukaryota, Metazoa, Mollusca, Gastropoda, Architaenioglossa, Ampullariidae.
AUCGUGGACAGUUAGUACCACAGAUUUAUGUAACUAGUACGAGAACGAGGAGGAGACUACUCUCUUCCUUAAAUGUUUCAAGAUGGCGGUUAUCAUGUGUACGAAGUAAAUAUCAAAAAGGCACAAUGGGAAAGGUGAAACGUAGCAGACAAAAGCUACACAUUUCUACAUCUACUGCAAAGGACCAGAGCAAAGACAAAAAUCAACCAGAAAGAGAAGUGCAGCUAGAAGAUGACAAAGACACUAAGUCCGAAAAGAGAGCAAGAUCCAUUGCUGGAUCUAAAGCAGCCUCCAACAUCUUUAAGGGUGUUAAAAUCACAGCAGAGACUCUACAGCAGCACUUGCCAGACUUUGAUGCUCGCAGCACUGUUACCAGCAAGACACUGAAGGCACUAAACCUGAAAAAAAAGGACAAACAAAGGAUACGUCAUGAACUAUGGCUACAAAAAAUGGAUGCAAUCACUGCUACUAAAAAAGAGAAGAGGGAGAAGCGGCGCCGUCAGCAAACUGUUAUUGUUGGUGAUAUGUCUGGCAUGACAGAUGCACUACCCACAUUAGAAUUGUUGCUGAAAGAUACAUCAUCAUCAUCAUCAGUUAGAGAAAAGCAAAAGAGAAAACCAAAAGGAAUCCUAUCAGAAAAACAGCAGCAAAAGCAGAUGUUGAAGGAUGUGUCGCUGUUCAGGCAAGUCUUGGAGCACCCAGCUUACAAAGAAAAUCCUGCUGCAACCAUAUCAGAACAUCUAAGAAACAAACUUCUCCAAGAAGAGGAGAUGGAUAUUUAAAAGAAAGAGUAUUUGUGUGUUGUAUGUGCCUAUGUAUGUGUGUGUGUUUUGGAUACAAAUUUGUGCUUUGACAUAUUUACAGAUAUGUGGAUAUAAAAGAAGCAAACAAACUGUUAAAAAGCACUUUGAAUAGAAUUUGUGUGGCUGCUGGUGCUGUCAGAUUUGAAAACCAUUUGUGAAAACUUGA